Molecule: messenger RNA, 3116 nt
Organism: Callithrix jacchus (white-tufted-ear marmoset)
Lineage: Eukaryota; Metazoa; Chordata; Mammalia; Primates; Cebidae
Gene: SIGLEC10
Product: sialic acid binding Ig like lectin 10
Biological process (GO): cell adhesion
Cellular component (GO): plasma membrane
Molecular function (GO): sialic acid binding
Source: RefSeq, a predicted model, not a curated record
GCCCAGAGGGAGAGCGCCCACCCCACUGCCCUACCCACAGCCAGGCCCCCAGGGCAGACACAAGCCUGCCCUCCCCUCCUGCACUGGGAGCUCUGGAAGGAGCAGCUCAACAAGCCCAAGGCCCCAGGGCUCAGCUUCCGCCCUCAGCUUCCCCCUUCUGCCAAGAGCCCUGAGCCAUUCACAGCACCACCAGAGCACCACCUGUCUGAGGCAGGUCUUUUAUGCUGAGAUGCUACUGCCGCUGCUGCUGUCCUCACUGCUGGGCGGGUCCCAGGCUAUGGAUGGGAGCUUCUCAAUCCAAGUGCAGAUGUUGGUGACAGUGCCACAGGGCCUGUGUGUCUCUGUGCCUUGCAACCUCUCCUACCCACGAAGGGACUGGACAGAGUCUACCCCAGCUUAUGGCUACUGGUUCCGAGAAAGGGCUGAGACAAGCGAGGAUGCUCCAGUGGCAACAAACCACCCGGAUCGAGAGGUGGACAUGAGCACCAGGGGCCGGUUCCAGCUCACAGGGGAUCCCGGCAAGGGGAGCUGCUCCUUGGUGAUCAGAGAUGCGCAGAUGCAGGACACGGGAGGGUACUUCUUUCGGGUGGAGAGAGGAAGCUAUGUGAAAUUCAACUUUUUGAACAGUUUCCAUCUAAAAGUAACAGCCCUGACUCAGAAGCCCGAUGUCUACAUCCCUGAGACCCUGGAGCCCGGGCGGCCGGUGACGGUCAUCUGUGUGUUUAACUGGGCCUUCGAGAACUGUCCACUCCCUUCUAUCUCCUGGAUGGGGGCUGCCCUCUCCUCCAGAAGAACCAGACCAAGCAGCCCCCAUUUCUCAGUGCUCAGCUUCAUGCCCAGACCCCAGGACCAUGACACCAACCUCACCUGCCAAGUGGACUUCUCCAGAACGGGUGUGAGUGCACAGAGGACCGUCCGACUCCACGUGGCCUACGCCCCCAGAGAUGUUGUUAUCAGCAUUUCCCGUGACAACGUGCCAGCCCUGGAGCCCCAGCCCCAGGGAAAUGUCCCAUACCUGGAAGCCCAGAAAGGCCAGUUCCUGAGGCUCCUCUGUGCUGCUGACAGCCAGCCCCCCGCCACGCUGAGCUGGGUGCUGCAGGACAGAGUCCUCUCCUGGUCCCACCCCUGGGGACCCAGAACCCUGGGGCUGGAGCUUCCCCAGGUGAAGGCCGGGGAUUCAGGCCGCUACAUCUGCCGUGCGGAGAACAGGCUUGGCUCCCAGCAGCGAGCCCUGGACCUCUCUGUGCAGUAUCCUCCAGAGAACCUGAGAGUGAUGGUUUCCCAAGCAAACAGGACAGUCCUGGAAAACCUUGGGAACGGCACAUCCCUCCCGGUCCUGGAGGGCCAAAGCCUGCGCCUAGCCUGUGUCACCCACAGCAGUCCCCCAGCCAGGCUGAGCUGGACCCGGGGGGGACAGACCCUGAGCCCCUCCCCACCCUCAGACCCCGCGGUCCUGGAGCUGCCUCGGGUUCAAAUGGAGCAUGAAGGAGAGUUCACCUGCCACGCUCAGCACCCACUGGGGUCCCAGCACGUCUCUCUCAGCCUCUCUGUGCACUACCCCCCACAGCUGCUGGGGCCCUCCUGCUCCUGGGAGGCUGAGAGUCUGCACUGCAGCUGCUCCUCCCAGGCCAGCCCGGCCCCCUCUCUGUGCUGGUGGCUUGGAGAGGAGCUGCUGGAGGGCAACAGCAGCCAGGACUCCUUCGAGGUCACCCUCAGCUCAACUGGGCCCUGGGCCAACAGCUCCCUGAGCCUCCGUGGAGGGCUCAGCUCUGGCCUCAGGCUCAGUUGUGAGGCCUGGAAUGUCCAUGGGGCCCAGAGCGGCUCCAUCCUGCAGCUGCCAGAUCAGAAGGGACUGGUCUCAAAGGAAUUCUUCAUCGGAGUGGUUCUGGGAAUCAUGAUCAUGGCUCUUCUUUUCCUCUGCCUCUCCCAGAUCAUCAUGAAGAUUCUACUGAAGAAGCAAACUCAGGCAGAGACCCCAAGGCCCAGAUUCUCCCGGCACAGCACCAUCCUGGAUUACAUCAAUGUGGUCCCGAAGGCCGGCCCCCGGGCUCAGAAUCGGAAUGAGAAGGCCACAUCAAGCAGCCCUUCUCGGACACCUCCUCCACCAGGUGCUCCCUGCCCAGAAUCAAAGAAGAACCAGAAAAAGCCAUAUCAGUUGUUCAGCUGCCCAGAACCCAAAUCAUCCACUCAAGCACCAGAAUCCCAGGAGAGCCGAGAAGAGCUCCAUUAUGCCACGCUCAACUUCCCAGGACUCAGACCCAGGCCUGAGGCCCGGAUGCCCAAGGGCACCCAGGCGGAUUAUGCGGAAGUCAAGUUCCAUUGAGGGUCUCUUGGGCUUUAGGACUGGGACCUCGGCUAGGGAAGAAGGUAAAGUAAUAAAGAAUUUGAAGAUAAUAGAGUGCAAAGUCUCCCUCCCUCCCUCCCUCCCUCCCUCCCUCUCUCUCUCUCUCUCAUUUAAAAAAAAAAAGCCUCCAAGUGGGCUGGGUGUGGUGGCUCAUGCCUGUAAUCCUAGCACUUUGGGAGGCCAAGGCGGAUGGAUUGCUUGAGCCCAGGAGUUUGAGAUCAGCCUGGUCAACAUGGUGAAACCCUGUCUCUACAAAAAGUACAAAACAUAACUGGACGUGGUGGUGUGUUCCUGUAGUCCCAGCUGUCAGAGGCAUUUGAACCAGAGGAACUCCAUCUGGAACAGGAGCUGCGUAAAAUGAGGCUGAGACCUACUGGGCUGCAUUCUCAGACAGUGAAAGCAUUCUAAGUCACAGGAUGAGACAGGAGGUCGGCACAAGAUACAGGUCAUAAAGACCUUGCCGAUAAAACAGGUUGCAGUAAAGAAGCUGGCCAAAUCCCACCAAAGCCAAGAUGGUGACGAGAGUGACCUCUGGUUGUUCUCACUGCUACACUCCCACCAGCACCAUCACAGGUUGCAGAUGCCAUGGCAACUUCAGGAAGUUGCCCUAUGUGGACUAAAAAGGGGAGGAAUGAACAGUCCACCCCUUGUUUAGUAUGUAAUCGAGAAAUAACCAUAAAAGUGGGCAACCAGCAGCCCUCAGGGUUGCUCUGUCUAUGGAGCAGUCCUUCUUUUGUUCCUUUACCACGUUAAUAAACUUGCUUUCACUUUA